CUAGACUGGGAAAGGAGAGAGCUGAGCUGUCGAGCGGGCUCCUGUCGUACCCCAGUGCUGGCUGGCUGGCGGGGACGUGACGCCACGCGUGAUAAAGAACGCCUUCAGUUAAGUGCUGGGAUGGACGUGGAAGGUGGCGUACGGGGUGGGCGGACGAGGAGGAAAACAGGGUGCUGCUGUGAUGGCGACGGUGUCACCUUUAGGCGCGCUUCGUGGGAAGGGGAAGAAGUGGCACACGGGCGACGGAAUUGACAAGACAAUGAUGAGGAGUGGGAGACCGGACCCACGGGGGAGUAGUGGAGGUGCCACCGCCAUGGAGAAGAAGCAGGAAAUGCCCACGUCGAAGGAGGACAAGCGUAAGGACAAGAAGCCGAAAUCUGUCAAGCUUUUCCGGAAGAAAUCACUCAAGUCCGUGGGGAGUUUUAUGAACAGAAUCAUGAAAACCCUAGGCACUUUCACCCACUUUGCAGACACGCAGGACGUGGAGGACGACGACGGAGGCUUUGGGAAUGGCGCACCUUGCACCCUCAGUGCCAGCUCAGGGAUUGUCAAAGAGGAUGUACAGGUGACUCGGCUGGCCAAGAACCCUCCUCUUGGCAGGGACAAACUACUUUACCACUACGGGGACAAAAUGCCAGGCGUUCUGGGCUUGAAAAACCACGGGAACACGUGUUUCAUGAACGCCGUGGUCCAGUGUCUGAGCAAUACCGACCUGCUGACCGAGUACUUGGGACUGGAGAGGUACAAAUUGGACCUGAGUGACCCCGCCGUAGUCAACGGGACUGUGACGAGUGGGGAGACCCGCUUUGCUAACGGAGAGGUCACGGAGCACUUGGCCUCACUUGUUCGGGCUCUGUGGACUCUGGAAUACACCCCACAGCUGUCUGUGGACUUCAAGGGUAUCGUGUCUAAGUAUGGAUCACAGUUCCGUGGUAAUUCCCAACAUGAUGCCCUGGAGUUCCUUCUGUGGCUGCUGGAUCGUGUCCAUGAAGACAUCAAUCUGACCUCACACAAUAACAACAAUACGACCAAAGCUAGUGAUAAGGGUCCCGAUAAAGAUGAAAAUCCGAUGCAUCCUGACCUGUCCCAUUCUCAGCAGCACACUGUCCAACAUAGCUUUGUCCAGGAACAUUUUCAGGCACAGUACAAGUCUUCACUGACAUGCCCCCAUUGCUUGAAACAAAGCAACACCUUUGACCCUUUCCUUUGCAUCUCUCUCCCGAUUCCUCUUCGCCAAACCAGGCCAAUGUGUGUGACUCUGGUGUUCAGCACCAAAGGACAAAGGUACCUGAGAGUCGGUCUGGCUGUACCUCUGUUUGGCUCUGUCUCCUGCUUGAGGAGGAUGGUGGCUGAUGAGGGCAACAUUUCCCCAGAUCAGGUGAUCCUGACUGAGGUUUACUCCACUGGGUUCCAACGCUCCUUCUUUGAUGAAGAUGAUCUCACCAGUAUAGCAGAAAAUGAUAUAAUCUAUGCCUUCCAGGCUCCCCCACUCUAUAUCAGAGGAGGCUCGGCACGGACUUCAGGAUACCAUCACAGUCUCCCAUCUUCUACAUAUGCUACUGGUCCUGAGGGUAAAAGAUUACCUGCAUCUGGGGCGUUGUCUUCAGAAUUUCUCAACCAGGGCAUCCCUGUAAAGAUUUUGUUGUUGGUAUGCAACGCAGCAGGAGCAGGCCAACAGACUGUUAGGUUUGGCCCUCCGUUCUUAAUGAGGGAGGAUCGGUCCAUUUCCUGGGAUCAGUUGCAGCAAAGCAUCCUGAGCAAGCUUUACUACCUGAUGAUCAAUGGGGCACCGGCACAGAAUAAAAGAGUACUCUUCAACAUCCGUGUAGUGGGAGGAUCAUCAUUUUACAGCUACUUGUCACCACAGGACAAUCGGCCACUGUACCAUCCUGCCGUUGACAGAGCUCUGAAACUCUGCAGCCCAGGCGGACCCCCACACGUGAAGCUCAUCAUUGAAUGGGAGUACAGAAUCAAAGACUGCCUGUUUGGUAACAUUCAGGAAGAGGUGGUGAAGGAUGAAGACAGCGUAAGGAAUCAGCAGCAGCAGCAUGUCCAACAGUACAGCUGCACCUUGGAUGAGUGUUUUCAGCUCUACACCAAAGAGGAGCAGCUCGCCCCCGAUGAUGCCUGGAAGUGCCCGCACUGUAAGCAGUUACAGCAGGGCAUGGUUAAGAUGAGCUUGUGGACGCUACCGGACAUCCUCAUCCUCCACCUGAAGCGCUUCAGGCAAGUGGGCGAGCGGAGAAACAAGCUGACCACCUUCGUAAAUUUCCCCCUGGUGGACCUGGACAUGACGCCGCACAUGGUGAACCGCAACCACGACACGCAUCAGCCUCCGCCUCAACCGGGCUGGAAGCAGUCCAGACGGUCCGACCUGUCUACUCCUGAUUUCCUGUACGAUCUAUAUGCCGUGUGCAACCACCAUGGAGGGAUGCAUGGGGGGCAUUACACAGCCUUCUGUCGAAAUUCUGUGGACGGUCAGUGGUACAGCUACGAUGACAGCAAUGCUGAGGCAGUUCCAGAGGGAGAUGUGUGCACACGAGGCGCCUAUAUCCUCUUCUAUCAAAGACGAAAAACCAUCCCGUCGUGGUCUGCAAGUUCUUCAGUCACUGGUUCCACCAGCUCCACCACUUCUGACCACUGGCUCGUGCGACUCACAGGGGGAAGUGACAGAGGUGCCCUGGUGACAGCAGCAUCCAUCUCGGGGCACCCAGCACCUAUGCAGCUUCCGGAGUCUGCUGAUGUGCCAGUGCUAGGAGAGGAACUGCACAAAACAGCAGACACAAAUGGAUUUGACAAACCAUUUGUCCGUGGGACUCAGGCAAGGAGUGUCAGCAUGAGAUCGCCAACUAAGCCCAAGGAGACUUUGAGCAAAGUCCUGCCGCUGCGAUGGUCCUUUGGAGCCAAGGACCGCGUAAAGCAUUCGGUCGAGACCCAGUCUGGGGAACUGGUAGCAUAUCUGGAGUCUGGCCGCCGUCCACGAUGUACCAAGGACCCGAUCGUAGCACUGGUGGCCACCCCGCCGCAAAGGCAUGGCCAGGGAAGAGCCUAUGAGGGCGGACAAGAGCGCAGCUCACCAAGCAGUACCAGCCUUAGCUGCGCAGAAACAUUCUACUCCCCCAAAAUACCAGAGGGACAGAGCAGGCCUGGUAUGGAGAGACACCUCAGUAACAUUGUCAAAGGCAGCGAUGAGGGUUCUCUGAGGAUGAGGUCAUCUCAUAAGAGAGCGAGGCAGGAGCACGGCAGGACUUUGGACAUUCAACUUCAAAGAGUGGCCAUGUUAGGAGCGCAUAUCAGCCAUAGUGCACCACCAAGCAGAGAUUCCACACUGAGAAAAAACAAAGUCCAUUUCGGGGGGAACAUCAGAGCACCAAAAGAUGCGUCAGUCGUUCAACCGCAGGGACAAAGGGGACGUGAGGGUCAGAGCCAAGAGAGCCUCGUGGCCUUUUUCAAACCUGGUUUCAUUCGGAAAGACAUCCCGUGCUCGCCACUGAAGGAUCACGAAAGACGUGCGAAUGGAUACGCACAUUCGGGAAAGCUGGUAAGCAGCGAUUUCACCAAACUGUCCCUCUCCAAUGGAACGCUGAGCGCAAUGUCAAAAGACGAGCAUAAGGCCAACAUGCUGCCCAUCUGCAAGGUGCAGCUGCUGAAUGGAGAGGCUGCGUGUCGUGACUGCGCAGACAUCAAGCGUGCGCACAGCUCCAGUAACAUUCAGACAAAGACGGAUGUGACGUUCCACAGGUGCGCCUCACUGCAGAGGAACGGGGACAUUGCGGCCCCGCACCGCGUCGUGCUCUCGGACAAGCCCAGCUUUGCCACCCUACAGAGGACACGAUUCAGUACCACCUCACUGGUGCCUCUGUGACAUCCCACAUGACUUGUGGACGCCUCAGACUUUUCACCUACCGAAAGCAUCGCUGGGAAGAAGGAGUGUCUUCUUUCCUCUGUUUUUACAGUAGUACUGUUACUUCUUACCUGUGUGUGUCUUAAACUAAAUCUAUGCAGAGUUGAAUUAUUGAGGUGAGUUACUGGUGUCAUUUGUAGGAGUUGUGCCGUUGGAUUUUGCCUCCUGCUAAUACAUACAUGACCCUUGGAAUACAGUGAACCUGCGCUAUUCGCGGGGGACAGGCGAGCAACAAUAUGGAGGCAAAGAAGUAAUUUUGUCGAAAUGAACCUUCUCAACUCACUUCAUCAUAGUUCCUUACCACCAAGAUGCCACAAAAUAGCGACAAAACAGUACUUUUGUUUAAAUGAAACGCCUCAGUUUCCAUCAACAUAGUUCCUUGGAACCAAGAUGCCGCAGGAUGGCUCCAAAGUAAUACUUUCAUUGCUUCGGCCAAAGCACAAAACCAGCAAAAUCGUACGUUUUUGAGCAAAUAAAAGAAAAUAAUUUCCAUACAAAGAAAACAGUGAAUAGGCAAAUUCGUAAAUUACUAACCGCAAAUAUGCAUGGGUUCACUGUGUUUUAAAAGCUGAGGCAUGUUCACUACAUCACACGUGGGAAGAGGAGUAGGUUUGAAUUUAAAUACAACACAGUUAAAACAUAUAUAUACUUGGUUUUACACACUCAGAAAAUGCACUGUAAAUUGGCUGUUUAAUCAUUAUGUUUUUGUAAUAUUGCACUUUUAUAAAAGGCAUAUUUUCUUACAUGACUUAAACUUGUAUGUCCUUUACGAUAGUCCAACUUUAGGAAGAAUGACACUGUUCCAAAUUAUUAUUCUUGCUUUUUAGUGAUACAGGUAUUGAUUGAAAAAAUAUUCUGUGGGACUAUGUUCAAUGAGGAUGUACAGAUGAGCCACAGUAUGUUUGGGAAAUUUCCUGACUUCCAAUUGGGUUAAGAAAUUAAACUUAAUCCAAGAAAAAUACGAAACUUGUUUGCAUACAUGCCAACAUUGUAUUUAUUUUUGCACCCCAGCAGUGUGUGUGUGUAGGUGUGUGUGUUUAUAAUUGUUGGAAUUAUAUACAGAAAUUAAAUGAAGUGAAGUUUAACCCCUCCUUAUAAAAGAUUGUGUCAAGACCAAUUGACAAUGUGAAUUUGAAGCUAGUUUAUACAAGGAGAAGAUACACUCUGAGAGCAUGUAAUGUCACAGUCACAGUUAACACUUACACUUCAGUAACAACAUACACAAACGUUAGAAUUAUAAUCCUCCUUUUUCUGAUGAAGGAGGAAAGUCACAAAUUUAAAGAUGCUCGUGAAAAAUCUGAAUUAACCAUUCCCACUUCCUAAAUGAUUACCGUAUGUUCACGACCAUAGGGCGCACCGUAUUAAAAGGCGCCGUCUCAGUUACGGGGUCUAUUUCUGUAUUUAACACAUACAUAAGGCGCACCGUAUUAUUGGGCACAGGCAUGAUAAAACAUACGCUAGCUUAAAACAUAUGGUAGCAUGCAUGCACGCGAAAACAAUGAUUUUAAAAAGGCAGUGGGAGCAAAACUGAGUUCGGUUGUACUUUACGAAAGCUCGAACAACAGUGCAAGCAGACACGUUAGCCCAAGCAUCCACAAUCCAUUCACAAAUUGUGGCGUAACUCGCCCGGCGCUGCCUCCUUUUCUUAGUAAAACUGUGUUCGCCAUCUGUCAUCCAUGGCUCCCACGCUGCUCGCAACUUCACUUUGAACGCCCUGUUUACACCGAUGUCCAGCGGUUGGAGUUCAUUAAUCCAUUGCUCGAGUUGGUCUUCCAACUCGGGCCACCUCGCCUUGUUUCCGAGUUUUGUUUUUCUUUUUUUUCCGUGGAAACGCAGCUUCGUCUUCUUGACUUGGCGAAGCUCGUUUUCCUGCUUCCUCCACUUGCGAACCAUGGAUUCGUUGAUCUUGAAUUCUCUCGCGGUUGCUCGAUUCCCAUGUUUCUCCGCGUAACUGAUAGCUUGCAGUUUAAACCGUACUUCGUAAGUGUGUCUCUUCGUAGGUGCAGUUUUCAACUGCGGUCAAGCCAGCCUCCACUCGUAAAGUAGCAGGCAAGCCAGC
This is a messenger RNA of Phycodurus eques (leafy seadragon), 5963 nucleotides long. It is a transcript of the gene usp43b, whose product is annotated as ubiquitin specific peptidase 43b. The coding region runs from base 182 to 3865 and encodes 1227 amino acids. NCBI's taxonomy places the organism in Eukaryota, Metazoa, Chordata, Actinopteri, Syngnathiformes, Syngnathidae. Gene Ontology annotation, molecular function: cysteine-type deubiquitinase activity. Gene Ontology annotation, biological process: protein deubiquitination. The record is from RefSeq and is a predicted model, not a curated record. The transcript has 16 exons.